Panicum virgatum (switchgrass) is the source of this 1552-nucleotide messenger RNA. RefSeq lists its product as uncharacterized. Gene Ontology annotation, molecular function: protein binding. The transcript is spliced from 2 exons. The record is from RefSeq and is a predicted model, not a curated record. NCBI's taxonomy places the organism in Eukaryota, Viridiplantae, Streptophyta, Magnoliopsida, Poales, Poaceae. The coding region runs from base 33 to 1181 and encodes 382 amino acids.
UCAAUUUCGCCAGCACACAAUCCCACGGCGAGAUGGAGGCUCCCGGUGAGAAGGCGGCCCAAGGGCCGGUGCUGACGGAGGCGGUCACCGGCGAGGUCCUCUUCCGCCUCCCGCCGGACCAGCCGGCAUGCCUCUUCCGCGCGGCGGCCGUCUGCCAGGCGUGGCGUGCCUUCCUCACCAGCCCUGACAAUGUCCGCACCUACCGCGGCUUCCACACGGCGCCGCCAGUUCUGGGCUUCCUGCAGAACACCGGCCGCUCCGACGAGCCGUUUCCUCGCUUCGUAACCACCGCCGCCCCGUCGCCGCCGCUCCACCACCACCCGGAGUUCGACUGCGAGUUCUGGCUCGCGCUCGAUUGCCGCCACGGUCGCGUGCUCUUCCACACGAAUUUUCCCCUCGGCCUCAUCGUCUGGAGCCCCGUCACCGGCGACUAUCAGGUCCUGCCUGAGGAGCCUAUCCAGCUCGACCCGCCUGAUCCUCCCUACAGCGACUUCGCCGGUGCGGUGCUCUGCGCGGUGGACGGCUGUGACCACCUCGACUGCCCCCCUCAGGGGCCGUUCCGCGUGGUCUUCGCGGCCACCUCCUACGAGAACGUCGACGUGGUUUCCACAUGGGCGAUCCUCUACUCUUCGGAGACCGGAGCCUGGACCGAGCCGAGCACAGUCCACCCCGGCGCCGUCAUGAACUCGCCCGGCGUGACGAGCAUCAUGGGCCCAAGUCUGCUCGCCGGCGACGCGCUCUACUUCACCCUGGACCUCCUCAACAACCGUACUGUUCUCAGGUACGAUUUGGGCGGGGGUGCCCUGACGGUGAUGGACCCUCCACCGUUGGUUAGGAGGGACACGUUCCUGGUGACCGGGGAGGGUGGAGGGCUGGGAGUUGCCGCCGUGGAGGGCUACAGCCUCCGCCUCUGGUCCUGGGAGGCUGCUGCUGGAUGGGCGCUGCGCAGGGUCAUCGACCUGGAGAUGUCGAUACCCUUUACCAUCGGAGCCCCCAUCACCCAGCUCAAGGUGAUUGGCUUUGCAGAGAUGUCGGGUACCAUCUUCGUCAGUGCAAAUGGCAUAAUCUCCAGUGUCCAGUUGAGGUCUGGCCGAGUCAGCAAGUUCAGCAGGACCCCCAAUUCCUACACUAUCUUUCCCUUCGAGAUCUUCUACACUCUAGGAACGCAGCAGGGGCCAUAAGCAACACAAGUUUCCAGUGCAAGGUCUUCUACAUCAAGCUGGAAGUAUCUAGUGCUGCUGAAUGCAGAUAGUUUUCUUGGCCUUCUCUGCAAGAUGGUGACUGCAGUAGAAUAGUAGUACUCUCAUUGUGCUUUGGGAACUUGAGUUUGCAAUCAGAUUAGGAGAAUGAUAUUGCUCCUCGUGAUAACGUGAUGAUUUUUCCAGGAAUCCAUACUUACAAACUAAGUGUGCUCGUUUGAGAUUUUUUACUGUAGCUAAUGCUAAUGUUCAUUUCAUGGUCAGUAGCUUGCUUUGGAAUUUUGAAAUCAUGUGUGACUCUGCUUCUCUUUCCCUGAAGAAAUUAAGAAAGUGUAUUUGUGGGUUUGUCUCAA